AUGUCUUGGAUCGAUUAUGCGGAGGACGUUUUCACCAAUGCCGGGCCUACCGGUAACCCUGCCUAUUUCUAUACCCAAGAUACCGGAGUCUCCGAGCGCAACGUUCCCUCCAAUGUUUCAGUGGAUGCAUGGCUGGACUACAUUUUUUCUGCUGAUGCGGGCUCAAGCCGAUGGUCUUUCCAGUUCGACGUGACAGGCGGUAAAACGAAUGAGGUCAGCUCGGACGCAAUGGCCUUUCCGCACCGAGAUAGCAUCUACUUCAUGACGGCCUACGCAUCUUCUAAUGGCGAGACAUCAGGUAAGACCAUCAAGUUCAUCAAUGAGGCUGUUCUGAAGCUUCAAAACAACAAACCUGAUGAGUCCUUGUCUUAUGUUGGAGUUGCUAGCUUGGCUCAUGGAAAGGAUGCCCAGAAGAGAUAUUGGGGCGCCAAUUUGCCAAAAUUGGAGAGAAUUAAGGCUGCACUUGACUUUGACGAUGUCUUCUCUACCCUUCAAUACGUCAAGCCGGCGUCUCUUUAG
This is a messenger RNA of Fusarium redolens, 519 nucleotides long. RefSeq lists its product as uncharacterized. NCBI's taxonomy places the organism in Eukaryota, Fungi, Ascomycota, Sordariomycetes, Hypocreales, Nectriaceae. The transcript has a single exon. The record is from RefSeq and is a predicted model, not a curated record. Gene Ontology annotation, molecular function: flavin adenine dinucleotide binding; oxidoreductase activity. The coding region runs from base 1 to 519 and encodes 172 amino acids.